This is a messenger RNA of Acanthoscelides obtectus, 2910 nucleotides long. NCBI's taxonomy places the organism in Eukaryota, Metazoa, Arthropoda, Insecta, Coleoptera, Chrysomelidae. The record is from the annotation of a GenBank genome assembly.
CACAAAAAAACAGGUGGAGGUCGUCUGAACCAUAUAUGCACACGUUUUGACUCGAUGGCUUCGGCAGUUCACCACCGGCGCUGGGGUCGUUUAUAUUACAAAAACUUGCCACACAUAGUUCCCUCCGGUUUAUAUAGGAUUAAAUCUAUUACUCUGUUCCCUCCUUUUUCCGUUAUUUCGGAAUUCACUCUUGGCAACAGCGUAAAGGAAAAGAGCGGUAAUUCGUAUUUUGUGGUUAUGUUUAGUUCUGGAUUUUGUAUCACGUUGUGGGUUAAUCUGUUUCGUUUUUGAAUUUAGAAUUUAUAAUGAGUGCUAGGAGUUUAUUAAUGUUGAAGAUGGCUAAACAGAAAGAUAAAAUUAUGUUAGAACAAGAUCGGGAACAUAAACAGAUAAAUCAAACCGACUUGGAAUGCAUCAACAAAAAUGGAAAAUCUUUAAUAGAAUUAGAUGGACAGCAUAAUUCUAUAGCCACAAGUAACCAGAAGAAAAAAGCAUGUUGCCUGGAUUUAGAUUGCUGCAGUAACUGUAGUUUUGUCUCUGAUUCAGCGUCUUCGGAAACCAUCGCCUUCGCACCAGAGUCCCACCCUGAACCCGAUUUUGAUAUAGAUUCGGAUGGAGGAAUAUGGUACCCUCUUUCUAAUUUAGAACAAACUGUAAGGUCAAAUGGAACAUCAAAAACUAACGAUAAAAUAGAUCAAACCAAGAAUUUGGGAAUUUAUGGCCAAAUCUCUGAAAUAUCUAAUGAAAUAGAAAUACAACCAAUUAUUUGUUGUGCUACUGACAGCUUUUAUGUCACUGAAUCUAACAGAUAUAAAGAAAAAUGUCCUUUACCAGAGCAAUUAGAUAAUUGUGGUGGAAAAUACACCCACUGGAAGGCUUCAUUGAAUGAUAACGAAGACUUAAAGCAAAAUAGACCAAAAAGGCAUUUUGCUUCAAUAAAAUCAGAUGAUAACGAUGAAUUUGGUAAUCUCAACAACGUUCUGAACUUAGAAACAUCAGAUAUUAACUGCGUUGAUGAUGGCGGGAAUGAAAAUUUCAGCAGUGAUUACAGUAGGGAUAAGGAUUUUAACACUAAUAAUUGGUCCGAAAGUGAAAACAGUCAAUGUACUAGAAACAGCAAAGACAGCAAUGAUGAAGAUUUUGACAUUGAUGAUAUUGUGCAAUCAAUCGAUACUGAUAGUUAUGAAAGCUCUGAGGAAAAUGAGCUACAAGAAGAAGUAAGACAAUUAAAUAACAUAGAUAUUACACAAAAAAACUUAGUUACAACAGUUGCUGAGAAAUUAAAAGAACAGGUUUUUAAUAUGAUGAGGGGCGAUGAGAUUUCAUUUGUUGCGAAAAAAGACCUACUGAUAGCACAUUAUGGAGAAUCUUAUUUGAAAUCUCAAAAACGGGAACGGAAGGAGUAUAGAUGUAGUAAUAAGAUAAGAGAACUUGCUCGAUUAUUGAUUAUAUAUAGAGCUCGUGUAAAUGACAAUAACGUCGCAUUCAAAGAUCUUCUCGAUCCAGAAAACUUUGAUCAAGUUCUUUCUGCUACGAGAGAACUUACAGGCUUUGAUCCGAUCAGAAAAAGUUAUGAAGCUCCCAGCCUUGCAAUGCAUCUAGGUACUGCUCUAAAGAUUAUAUCUGAUGAAUUAAUUCAUUUAAUUUUGAAAGGCAGUAAGGGAUUUCAAUGCAAAUCAGUAAAUGACUCAAUAGAAUGGCGUCGGAAAGUCAAAUAUUUUAAAAAAUUAGUUGAAGACAGAUGGAACACUGAAAUUUCUUCAGUGGCCAAUAAAGACCUGAAUGAAAAACGUCGGCAAAAACCACUUUUAAUACCACUGAUUAAAGACGUAAAAGUCUUUAGGGAAGAAACACUGAAAUAUGCGAAAGACUGUGAGAAAAAGUUUCUUGAUAAAAUAGACUCCAAUGAGACAUACAAGUUAUUGGCUCAAUGUGCUCUGGCUCUGUUAAUCCUUUUCAAUAGACGCAGAAUUGGUGAUGUUCAGUAUCUUAAAGUGAAUGACUAUUGUUCCGAAAGAAAAACAGAUUUUCAAGACUUCGAGAAUGCAUUAUCGGAACAUGAAAAAAUCUUAACAUAACACUACAGAAGAGUCGUAAAUGGUGGAAAAGGAUCACGUGCCGUUGUCAUAUUAGUUCCUCCAUUGCUACACCACUUUAUCACAAUACUGAUUGAAAAUAGAGAUAAAUAUAUUCCUCCGGAUAACCAAUAUAUUUUCGCAUUACCUAAUAGUAAACUCAAGUGGGCUCAAGGGGAUGUUGCAUUCAGAAAUCUAACGAAUAAAAUGAAAUUAGAAAAUGGGACAGCUAUAACUAGCAAUAGGUUGCGCAAACAUAUAGCAACAGCAAUGCAAGUUCUUAGCAUGUCACAAAACGAUCGUAAGCAGUUUUCCAAAUUCAUGGGUCAUACCGAAAAGACCCAUGAGGAGUUUUAUGAAUUACCAAUUGAUAUAUAUCAGACAGCCAGAGUAGUGAAACUGCUUUCUAUGAUGGAAAAAGGAAAUCCAUCGGAGUUCGAAGGCAAAUCUUUGUCAGAAAUUCAAGUUAAUAUUGAUGAAUAUGUAGACGAUAAUGAUAAAGAUAAACAAAGCCCUAUUGAUACAAACCAAGAUGAAACUUCUUCGAUGGAGUGUGAUGGGUCAAAAAAAAUAAUUUUACUGGAAAUGAUGAAAGCAACAAGAAAAGGAAACCGGACACUAAUAAAAAAAGAGGUUGGACCACUGAAGAAAUAAAAUCACUGAAGGAACAUUUCAAAAGCUUCAUAUCAAAAGGCACUUACCCAUGUAGUUCCGAGAUAAAAGAAUUUGGAAAAUCAACGAAUAAUACAAGGAGUGUUGCAGUCAUAAAAUCCAAGAUUCAGCACCUCAUAAGACUAAAUUUGAAGUAAAUUUAUUAUUUUGUACUGAAUUCCCC